Molecule: messenger RNA, 1187 nt
Organism: Eptesicus fuscus (big brown bat)
Lineage: Eukaryota; Metazoa; Chordata; Mammalia; Chiroptera; Vespertilionidae
Gene: TEX51
Product: testis expressed 51
Source: RefSeq, a predicted model, not a curated record
CAGCGGGAAGACCCCGGAGAUGCUGCUGGUCCUGCUCGGCUGCCUCCUGCCUGCCGCCGGCGCCGGCGGGGAGAGCUGCCUCCGCUGCUGGCCAGAGCUGCCCCUGCUGAUGGACUACGACCUGCAGGUCCUGUGGGGUCCGCCGGGGCCACCCCGGGAGCUCUCCCGAAGCCUCCAGGCCCUGCUCCUGCAGGCUCCCGUCCUGCUGGAGCCCCGGUAUCUGGGGCAGGAGCAGCUGGAGCGAGAAGCAGCCGAGUUAUUCGAUCACAUCGACAGAGCCAUCGGGAAGUUUCGGGCUGACACACCGUCACUCCUGAACGAGCUUCACGUCCAGAAGCAGCUGUUUGCUGAGAGGCUGAGCAAGGCUUCUGAGGAGCUCAAGGAGCAGGGUGAGAGGGGCUGCCCGCCACGCCCGGCCCUUCCCGCCUUCAGCCCUGAGGCUGAGAGCGGAGUCCAGUCAUCCCUGCCCCCUACCGGGCGCCUGUCCACACCUCCCAGCGUCACUUCCUGCUCACACCCCGCCCCUCCUGGCCCUGUCUGCCUCCCUGGCACCUCAGUUUCUCCACCAUCUCACCCUCGGGCAGCCUGCAACAGCUCCUGUGCCCUACCCUUCAAACUGGAGGUCAUCAGCUGUGUCAACUGCAGAGCACACCUCCUCACCUGCAGAGACCCCACCCUCUGCCCAGGUGGCACCUCCGAGAUCCGGCAGGUCCACAUGUCCCGCUGCAGAACCACAGAGUGGCCUGUCCCUGGACGCCUCGCUCGGCUGCAAAGCCAGCAGGCUGAGACCGGCCCAGACCGUCUCCACCCCCAGAUCUGCUCUUCCCUCGGGGCUCUCUUAGCAAAUGGCCCCGCCCUAAGAGCUCAGCCUCCUGAGCCAGAAAUCGCCCUCCCCUUCCCCAGUCAUGGAACCAUCAAGUCUUAUGAAAUAAUUUGCUGGAGCCAGCAGACUCUCCUGUGGGCUGUGAGCCUCUGCAUUACUCUGUCCCUGGCAGUCGUAGCUGGAGAUGGUACAUUUUCUGGCACAAGAAGCAGGCAGAAGAGCAGGGACCCAGCAGGCUGCCUGUCCCCCAGAGCUGAGCAGGGGUCCCCGCGCUGUCAGGAAGCCCCCUCUCCGGACCCCCUGCAUGGCAAGGUGACUGCUCUGGGUUCUGCCUUGUGAAGUCCCUCAUUAAACUCCCUCGGUG